Molecule: messenger RNA, 1788 nt
Organism: Ascochyta rabiei
Lineage: Eukaryota; Fungi; Ascomycota; Dothideomycetes; Pleosporales; Didymellaceae
Exons: 3
Coding region: 1-1788 (595 amino acids)
Biological process (GO): phosphate ion transmembrane transport
Cellular component (GO): membrane
Source: RefSeq, a predicted model, not a curated record
AUGGCACCCGCUAUUACUGCCAAAUAUGACUGGAUCCUUGCGAUUACAACGAUUGCCUUCGUUUUCUCUGCAUUCGGUAACGGUGCCAACGAUGUCGCCAACUCUUAUGCCACAUCCGUUGCCGCCCAAACCUUGACUAUGGUACAAGUCGGUUUCUUGUCCAUUGUCACCGAGUUCGUCGGUGCUGUUGCUCUCGGAGCUCGUGUUACCGACACAAUCAAGAACGGCAUCAUCAACAUCGACCGCUUCCAGGUGCCUGCCGAGCCCGGCACAUUGAUGCUUGCCAUGGGUUGCGCUGAGGUCGGUAGCGCUGCCUGGCUUAUGUUCGCAACACGUGCUGGAAUGCCUGUAUCCACCACCCAGACUAUUGUCGGUGCUCUGGUCGGUGUCGGUUUUGCAACCAACGCCGGUGUCACCUGGGGCUGGGAAUCCGGGUCUGUUUCUCAGGUCGCUGCUAGCUGGGCCAUCGCACCGUUGAUCGCCUGCGCAUUCAGCGCUGUCAUCUUCGGCACCGUCAAGUACGCCGUCCUGGAGCGUGAAGACUCUUUCAAAUGGGGAAUGAGACUCAUUCCGUGGUACUUUGCCGCCACUGGAGCCAUUCUCGCUUUAUUUAUCGUCGUCGAGACGCCUACUGCGCCCUCCCUGGAGGAAUUUGGUGCGGGCAAGGCUGCUGGCAUUAUUCUCGGAGUCUUCGCUGGAGUCCUACUGUUCAGCUAUGUCUUCUUCAUGCCUUAUCUCCAGCGCAAGUUGAUCCAGAAAGAUGCCCGGAUGCGCAUCUGGCAUAUUCCUCUCGGACCCCUACUCCUCCGCGAGAAUCCUCCUCUUUACUUUGCUGGCAAGGCCGAUGGAGAAUACGUCAAGAACUACUACGCCGAUGCCUACGGUGAGGUUCGUGCCCAAGGACAGGAGUUGCGACAGCGCAAUGCCAACGGACUGAAAGAUGAGGAGAAGCAGCCACAGGGUGUCGAUAACAUCCAGAAGAGCUCGCCUGGUAGCAGCCAGUAUGGCAUUCCAACUGAUCCUGAGAAAGCGAAGCGGCUGGAAGAAACACUAAAGAAUGACCCAGAGGCAGCUCCGCAAUUGUCGAAGCAGCGCAAGCAGCUUGAACCGUACGAGCGAUUCAUCGGUCCUGUCAAGGACUUGGCUUGGACCAACCCUACAAAGUUCUGGGGCUACUUCAAAUUCGGUCUGCUCCAGGGUGUUACCCGCGAUGUCAUUACUCACGACAGCGACAAGCUUCGUGACAUUCACGCCCGUGCCAACCGCUACGAUGUGCGUGUAGAGCAUAUGUGGACCUACUGUCAAGUCAUCUCUGCCAUGAUGAUGUCCAUCGCCCACGGAUCCAAUGACGUUGCCAACGCCGUUGGUCCCUGGUCUGCUGUUUACCAAACAUAUAGGGAGGGUGCCAUCGCCACUGAGUCAGGUACACCCAUCUGGAUGCUGGUCGUCGCGGGUCUGUUGCUUGGUCUCGGUUUCUGGUUCUACGGAUACCACAUCAUGCGUGCCCUCGGAAACAAGAUCACGCAGAUGAGCCCCACCCGUGGUUUUGCCACCGAGCUGGGUGCUGCCAUCACUGUGCUGCUAGCCUCACGUCUGGGUCUCCCAGUAUCGACGACACAGUGCUUGACCGGUGCUCUCAUCGGAACGGCGCUGAUGAAUUACGACCUCAAGGCUGUGAACUGGGCCCAGCUGGGUUUCAUCUUCAUGGGUUGGGUCAUCACGCUGCCGGCGUCCGGUCUGAUUGCUGGACUGUUAUGCGUCAUGGCACUGAACACGCCUCACUUCUAG